This is a messenger RNA of Lachancea nothofagi CBS 11611, 1047 nucleotides long. NCBI's taxonomy places the organism in Eukaryota, Fungi, Ascomycota, Saccharomycetes, Saccharomycetales, Saccharomycetaceae. The record is from the annotation of a GenBank genome assembly.
AUGAGCAAGACAAAUGUUGGUGACUCGGCCACGGAGAAACAAGAACUGAAUGAACAUGAACAACAUUACUUCACCUCUUAUGACCAUUAUGGUAUCCACGAAGAAAUGCUUCAAGAUUCCGUCCGGACGCUAUCCUACAGAAACGCCAUUGUCCAAAACAAAGACUUAUUCAAGGAUAAGAUUGUGUUAGACGUUGGGUGCGGAACAGGUAUUCUGUCGAUGUUUGCUGCCAAAAGUGGAGCCAAGCAUGUAAUUGGUGUGGACAUGUCCAGCAUCAUCGAGAUGGCUCGUGAGAUUGUGGAACUCAAUGGCUUCUCGGACAAAAUCACUUUACUUCGCGGUAAGUUGGAAGACGUCGAAUUACCAUACCCCAAAGUUGACAUCAUCAUUUCAGAAUGGAUGGGUUAUUUCUUGUUAUACGAGUCCAUGAUGGACACCGUGCUGUUUGCUCGUGACCGCUACCUUGUUGAAGGCGGUUUGAUCUUUCCUGAUAAAUGCUCUAUUCACAUUGCCGGUAUUGAAGACUCUCAAUAUAAGGCUGAGAAAUUGAAUUACUGGCAAAACGUUUAUGGAUUUGAUUACUCUCCUUUCAUCCCAUUAGUAAAAAGAGAACCUUUGGUGGACACCGUUCAGCACAGUUCUGUCAACACCACCAGAGUGAAAUUAAUUGAAUUUGACUUGAACACAAUCACAGUUGCCGAUCUGGCUUUCAAAGCCAAGUUUAAGUUGCAGGCCAAGGGACAAGACUUUAUUAAUGGGCUCAUUAGUUGGUUUGAUGUUGAAUUUCCUACCUCGAAAGGUAAGAAGCCUGUGACAUUUUCGACUGGUGCUCACGCUCCUUACACUCAUUGGAAGCAAACCGUAUUCUAUCUAGAGGACGAUCUAGAGUGUGAAAAGGAUGAAAUCUUAGAGGGUGAGCUUACUUGCACGCCUAACAAGUCUAACAACAGAGACUUGGAUGUGAAGAUCGACUACAGCUUCAAAGCCAGAGGUGCCGAGGCUAAUCAAAGGUCCAAAAAGAACCAAAACUUGUAUUUGAUGCAUUGA